Molecule: messenger RNA, 3135 nt
Organism: Panicum hallii
Lineage: Eukaryota; Viridiplantae; Streptophyta; Magnoliopsida; Poales; Poaceae
Product: two-component response regulator ORR23-like
Exons: 6
Coding region: 790-2859 (689 amino acids)
Biological process (GO): cytokinin-activated signaling pathway; phosphorelay signal transduction system
Molecular function (GO): DNA binding; DNA-binding transcription factor activity
Source: RefSeq, a predicted model, not a curated record
CAUGGGAGGAUGCUCGUGCCCCGUCAGACAUUCCUCCCAUCUUCUCCCUCCCUAACCACUGGAAUCAAAAGUUCUUGCUCCUCCUCUUCAUCAGUCAACUAGCUAUCGGUGAGCAGUAGCACCGGCCGGAGAGGAGCUGGUGUCUUGAGCUUCCUUGUGCGAGAGAGAGAGAGAGAGAGAGAGACAGAGACAGAGAGGUGGCUUGGUUCAUCUGCAUUCUGCAACAGUCACCAUCGCUGCUUUUCAGCUCCUCUGCUUUCCCUGCCCGUCUCUUUUGGCCCCCAUCCAGCAUCCUCCAACUCCCAAUCCCCCUUUUGCUUUCCCACAUCUUUGCUCCAAUAAUGAUGGGCUGGUGGGUUUGGUCCUGAAGCUGCAUCCACACUCUCUCCCUCGUCCAAAUCCACCACCAGCUUGCUUUCCAUCCUGCUCUUUCCCCCUUUCCUCUUUUCAGCUAUAGUUGGGUAGUAGGUUGGUUCUGUUUGCCUUCCCCCCCUUCUUUUCCUUGCUGGGGAUUGGGAGGCCUUCAAGCCAUCUCCUUCCCUGUCCACAUCUCGCUCCUUGUAGGCUGGUGCUGGUUGCUGCUGGUGCUAGCCUCGUGCUAUUGGCUCCCCAAUUUCUUGAUUGGACUAGUGGGUGCCAACGACAACUUGUCUUGUUGGUUUUGCUUCUUGCUUCAGUUGGUGCUCUGCCGGGAGCACGAACUGUAGCGUGUUCUUGCGCCGGGUUCCUGUGGCUUCUUACUGUUAAUCGGUUCCAGUUGGGGCGGCUCUUCCCCUUUUGGAGUCUGCCAUGAGGCCUGAGGAGAGGAAUGGUGCGGUGAGAAGGGUGAGGGACCAGUUCCCGGUCGGCAUGCGGGUCCUCGCCGUGGACGACGACCCGGUUUGCCUCAAGGUGCUUGAGACCCUCCUACGGCGCUGUCAGUAUCAUGUGACAACGACGAAUCAGGCUGUCAUCGCCCUGAGGAUGCUAAGGGAAAACAGGGACUUGUUUGAUUUAGUUAUCAGUGAUGUGCACAUGCCAGAUAUGGAUGGCUUUAAGCUUCUGGAGCUUGUGGGGCUUGAAAUGGACCUCCCUGUCAUAAUGCUAUCUGUGAAUGGAGAGACAAAAACUGUAAUGAAGGGGAUAACUCAUGGUGCCUGUGACUAUCUCCUAAAACCUGUUCGGCUGGAAGAGCUUAGGAAUAUCUGGCAGCAUGUUGUUAGGAGGAAAUUCAGUAACCGUGAGCGUGCUAAUGUUGAUGGCUAUGAGGAGUGCAACAGGCCAUUAAAUGCAGAUUUUGAUAAUGUGCUUGACCAAACAUGUGUGUCACCUGACCAAAGUGGAAGGCCCAGCAAGAAGAGGAAGGAAUACUACAGUGAAGAGGAAGAUGAAGGCGAGGAGAGUAAUAGCCAAGAAAACGAUGAUUCUUCAGCUCCAAAGAAGCCAAGGGUUGUUUGGUCAGUUGAACUGCACCGAAAAUUUGUUGCUGCUGUUAACCAGCUGGGAAUUGACAAAGCUGUGCCUAAAAGGAUACUUGAGCUCAUGAAUGUUGAGAAACUCACCAGGGAAAAUGUUGCAAGUCACCUACAGAAGUACAGACUCUAUCUCAAACGGCUAAGUGCUGUGGCAUCACACCAAGCUAGCAUUGUUGCUGCUUUGGGAGGCAGUGACCCCUUUAUGCACAUGAGUGCAUUUGAAGGGCUCCAGAGUUAUCAAGGUUUUACCUCUUCAGCAGCUCUGUCAUCUUUCAGUCCACAGGGGUUGUUAACUAGAAACAAUCCAACAUCAUUCGGGAUUCAAGGGAUGGCUGCUUCCAGGCCAAUUCAGAUUGCAUCUGUAAAUUCGACAAUAAGCCAUUCCAUUGGUGACACAAACAAAUAUCAGCUUAGCUUACCAGGUACUAGUAACCGACCAGGAAAUUUGGCAGAAGGUUUGAAGGCAACUUCAGUUGGGCAGGUCCAGCUGCCACAAAAGUGGAUACAAGAAGAAACCCAUGACUUAUCUACUAUCAUUUCUGGGAAUGGCCUGGUUAAUGGUGUGCCUGGCGCACUCCGAAGUGUCGCAGACAGUCCUUUGCUGCAGCAAGACCUUGUUGAACGCAGACAGGCCAACAUAGUUAUCCAGCGGUCUUCAUCUGCAAAUUCAGAACAUCUUGAAGGCACCACCGGAGUUUCUUCCUGUCUGAUGGAUUCUCAUAUAUCCCAACAGAGUGGUCUUCUGUUGUCUGCGUUUUCUGCCAGUGCAGUGCCUAUGAAUGGCUCAUUCAGCGGUACUAAUGUAGCCAAGUUGGGUGCUACAUCCUCUGGAAGCACAAAUAUUUGCCCCUCGCACGACCUGAGAGUAGCAAGAGACAACGACGUGGGAGAUAGCUCUUUUGGUAGUGUGAUACUUUUGCCUCCAGACACUGCACAAAACCAAAAAUACUUGAAUUUUGGUGGUGGAAGCAGUGUGAGACACAACAUGGAUGGAGGGAACGCAGACACUCUAUUGGAUGCAAAGCUUGCAUGGAGUUCUUUGCCAACCUCUCAACCACCAAGUAAUAUUGGAAGUCAUCAUCCCUUGAGCCAAAGACCGAAUAAUGGUAGCCUUGGUGUCAAGAUGAUUGAGCAGACAAGAGCUUCAAUAGCUGCUCCACAAACAAAGUUUGACAUGUUUAUUUCAGGAGAUAUACUGACACCAAAGAACGCAUCGGAUUUGAGCUUUCCUAGGCUUAACAGUGAGCUUAGUUCAAGCAGCUGCAGCUUCGACGGCCUUCUCAAUUCCAUAAUCAAAAUGCCAUUUCAUCUAACAGCGGUCUUUAUCCACGUGCAGGAGAAGGAUGAUGCUUCCUUCAGCGAUGAUCUAGGAUGCGACUUCUACUCCCUGGGUGCCUGCAUAUGAAAGCCACCGCCACAUUCCUGCAUCUGUGUACAUCUCUCAUUGUAUGCUGUGUAGCUAGCGUUAAUCUUAGGUGAACUGUGGCGGUACGCCCAUUUGGCUAUUUGUGCUGUUCACUGUGCAGCGGUUACAGUAACUAAUAACUACUAGGUUUGUAUGUAAUGUAGCAGUAGGAUAUCUGGAAGAUAAUAUGGCUUUGUAAGUUGCAACCUGGAGCUCUUCGUCUUCACCCAGUCACCCAUGGAUUCGUCCUCACCUGAUUACCUUUGAUUUUGUACU